Marchantia polymorpha subsp. ruderalis is the source of this 1239-nucleotide messenger RNA. NCBI's taxonomy places the organism in Eukaryota, Viridiplantae, Streptophyta, Marchantiopsida, Marchantiales, Marchantiaceae. The record is from the annotation of a GenBank genome assembly.
GGAUAGCUGUGGACAACCCUAAUGUUAGGACUCGACAACUGCGAUCUGUGCAGAUCGAAAUUUCUUUUUCGCGCGGAGAAUUUUGACUCGCUCUGAUUCCAGUGUUCCAGCCCGGCCCAGUGCUUGUCAAUCUAUUGCUCUCGUCUAAAUUACUUGCAUCUCACAACCAUGCCGGGCCUCGUGCAGCAGGUUCCGAUCUCCGUCGAACAUCUGGUGCAGUUGAAUCCUUACAACCCCGAUAUUUUGCCGGAUCUCGAGAGCUAUGUUCAGGAGCAGGUUUCUCAGCAGACGUACAGUUUGGAUGCCAACUUGUGCUUGUUGCGUCUCUACCAGUUUGAGCCUGCCCGCUUGAAUGUACAUGUCAUCACCAGAAUCCUGGUCAAGGCUUUAAUGGCCCUUCCAGCUCCGGAUUUCAACCUGUGCAUGUUCCUCAUUCCUGAGAGGCUUCAAAUGGAGGAACCAUUUUUGACACUUGCGACCCUCGCCCACUUUUUAGAGACUGCAAGAUUCCGUGAGUUCUGGGACGAAGCGAACCGAAACCGAGACAUCCUGGAGGUGGUUCCUGGUUUUGAGCAAGCAAUUCAAGACUACGCCAUCCACGUGUUGUCACUUACAUACCAAAAGUUACCCCGCCAGAUCCUCGCGGAGGCCAUAAAUGUCGAAGGUUUGUCGUUGGACAAGUACAUUGAGCAUCAGCAAGUGAACAACGGAUGGUCUCUUGAGAAGGGUCACGGAGGAGGGCAGUUGGUGGUGCUACCGCCUAACGAGGACAAUCAUCCAGUGUUGAGAAAGAACGCGGCUGAUAGUAUUCCACUGGAACUCGUCGCGAAGCUUUUCCCCGUCUUGAGCUGAGCGGUGAAACGUGGUUAAUCUUAUGCACCGAAAUGCGUACGACGAUUUUUAAAUGCGGCCAAGCUUCUACUGAGAUCCGAGAGUUUAUGGUCAAGAGUGUAGGCCCUAAAAAUGUAACCUCCGGUUGAUGUUUGUUUAACUGUAAUACAUGAAAUGUGAACCAGCAUUUUUGCUAACCAGUAAAACUAUCAUUUUUGUUCAUCAGCAAACUUCGUGUCUAAUGAGGAAACGACAUUUGACAAUGGCCUAGAGAAUGUACUGAAAAAGCCGAUCUGUAAACUAUCGCACCAAGUUUUGGAUCGCGUAAAAUAGGGCAAGCGUGCGAUGUUGAGGUUUCAAAUUUUCAAAAGAAUUAAAGGAGCCACAGUCUGGGCAUUUUGAAUGGAU